AAAUGAACUCCGUGGUGGUUUGUAGCGGUACUACGAGCCGUGUAAGCCCGAUGCUCCCGUCGUCGUCCGUAAGUGAAUAGGAAGAUCGAUCCGGCCGGGAUGGAGGGCAUCGCGUCCAGGAACGAGUCCGGGAUCACGCCAGAGCUCUACUUCCUGAUCGUCAAGUUCCUCGAGGCGGGCAUCUGUCCGGAGGCCGCGGCGGUGCUGAAGCGGGAACUGGAGCGUGCCGAGGUACUUCCGUCGCGACUCGAUUGGGAGGGCAACGUGCACAGUCAGACGUUCGAGCAAUUGGAAAAGAAAUAUCCUCACAUUGGACCACAUUAUUUGUUGCAAAUAUGUGCCAGAAUAGGACCAGUGUUAGAGAGAGAAGUGCCGCCAUGCGUUCGUGGAGUGAUAUCGCUUCUGGGAGCAGGCAGGCAGUCCCUGCUGCGUACCCACGAAGAUUUUACGCGUCGUACAUACAGCAUUGUCGAUUAUUCUAUAAGACUCGGUGGAAAACCUUUUCUGGAACUCCUCGGUAGCCUGUCAGUGCCUAACAUAGUACGUGUACUUCAGGGACGAGAGAAUUCUGGCCCCUUGAGCCGGAGGCAGGCGAUACCUACAAAGUUCUACAGCAAAAUGAAGUUGUAUCGGCAUACGCUGGGCCAUUUAUCCGCGGUGUACUGCGUGCUGUAUGAUCGCACCGGCAAAUAUAUUGUAACUGGAGCGGACGAUUUGCUCGUCAAAAUCUGGAGUUCCAUUGACGGACGUUUGCUCGCCACUUUCCGUGGUGCAUCCGCGGAGAUUAUGGACAUUGCGGUGAAUUUCGAAAAUACCCUGUUGGCAGCGGGAAGUUUAGAUCGAGUAAUACGGGUUUGGUGUUUUCAGUCGAUGUCGCCUGUGGCAGUUUUAACCGGGCAUUCAGGCAUGAUUACGUCCAUUAAUUUUUGUCCAAUAGCGUGUAAUGACGUUUACUACUUAGUCUCUACCAGUACUGAUGGAUCCGUAGCCUUUUGGUCUCAUACAAAGAAACCGAACGAGAGAGCAGUAUUUCAAACAAAGCCCAUUCAGUAUCAUGAGAAAAUGAGGCCCGGCCAAGCGCAAAUGAUUUGUUCCUCCUUCAGCCCCGGAGGUGCAUUUAUGGCAGCUGGCUCCGCGGAUCAUAACGUGAGAGUUUACGCGAUGUUAGGGGACGAAGGACCACGCAGAGUCCUCGAAAUUGAGGCGCAUUCCGAUACAGUCGAUAGUAUUCAAUGGGCGCACAGCGGCUUAAAAUUCAUUUCUGGUUCUAAAGAUGGUACUGCGAACGUAUGGCAUUUCGAGCAGCAGCAGUGGGUACAUAAACAGCUGCUCAUGACGACAAAGCUCCCCGGAGAACCAGAAACGGAUGAUGACUCGAACAAAAAGGCGAAAGUAACCAUGGUUUGUUGGGACGUGAGCGACGAAUUUGUUAUAACAGCAGUCAACGAUUAUACGUUGAAAGUGUGGAACGCAAAAUCGGGUGGAUUGGUGAAGGUCCUGCGGGGACACAAAGAUGAAGUUUUUGUGUUGGAAUCGCAUCCAAUAGAUCCUCGAAUGAUUCUCAGUGCUGGUCACGAUGGCCAGCUUAUUGUUUGGGAUGUAUUGCAAACAGAACCGAUUGAGUGCUUUCAAAAUUUUGUUGAAGGUCAAGGAAAUUGUGCUAUUUUUGACGCGAAAUGGUCGCCCGAUGGUACGAGGCUCGCCGCGACGGAUUCUAAUGGACAUCUGUUGAUGUACGGAUUUGGAUGUGCAGUCGAGAAACUGAAAAUCAUACCGAAAGAAUUAUUCUUCCACACGGAUUAUCGUCCUUUGAUAAGAGAUGGAAAUAACUAUGUUCUCGACGAGCAAACACAAACAGCGCCGCAUUUGAUGCCGCCACCAUUUUUGGUUGAUGUAGAUGGAAAUCCCUAUCCGCCAGCGUUGCAGAGAUUGGUACCAGGAAGAGAAAAUUGUAGGGGCGAGCAAUUGGUACCAAAUAUUGCAGUUGGUGCAGGCGGCAUGCAAGAAGUUAUAGAAGGUCUUCCAGAACAAGAGCCUAGAUCGAACAUUGAUCGUUUAAUUGAGGCUCUUGCUCAGAGACAAAAUAUCAAUGGAGGAGCGGAUGGAGAAGCGGUCGCCGCUGGUGCCGGAGAAGAUAGGGAGAAUAACGUCGCGGAACAACCGAUUCGUCAAAUAGCGAGUCCUCGUGGUAGUAGAGCUGGUUUGAGAAGAGAAGGCAACGUUGAAGGUGUUCGGCAAAGCAGCGGCAAUUGGCAAAGGGAUAACACUACUCCUUGGAAUAAGCCUAUGCUCGCGCGUCCCAUUAAUCCGGCUGUAAUGGAGACUCAACUCAAAAUGAUUCAAGCGAUGGCCGAUAAUGAGAUAGAGACUUGGCGACAGGAAAUGCGACGGCGACCACAGCCUACCUCGAGCACUGCCACUGAUCAAGGCAAUAUAGGAAAUAAACUUAUAAACCGGAAACGUAAUAGAACUACUAGGCACGGUUAUAGAACUAGAGCAACGCGUGAAGAGGAGGAGGAGGAUGAAUAUGAGAGUCCUGAAAACGCUGGCACGUCAGCGAGUUCAGCCAGUAGCAACGAUUCCACUGCUCACGAGGAAGAUAUGUGCUCCGAUUCUAGCACUACAGAUUCCAGUACUGAGUAUUCCGAUUGGAUCGCGGAUCACGGAUUGAGUUUAGAACCGCCCAAACGCAGUAAACGGAAACCCGUGAAAAAACGGUCUGUCACACCCCAGAGUGAGACGGACCGAAGACGCAGUAGGCGUCCUAAGAAAAAACAGGGAAUACAAAUAGCUAAUGGUAUUCGUGAAGUUCCUGAAAUUUAUCGACCUUCAGAAUGGCUUACCGAAGUAAUACCGAGGAAAGCCCCUUAUUACCCGCAGAUGGGCGACGAAAUAGUGUAUUUCAGACAAGGUCAUAAAUUCUAUUUAGAUGCAAUUAGGAAUAAAAAGAUUUAUGAGCUUAGUCCGCGGUGCGAGCCAUGGACCAAGAUAAAUAUUAGAGCGCAAGAGUUUGUAAAAGUAGUGGGUAUUAAGUAUGAAAUACGACCGCCUCGUUUGUGCUGUUUGAAAUUAGCAUUGAUGGAUGAUGCCGGUCGGCUUACUGGGCAGAAUUUUACUAUUAAAUACCACGACAUGGCCGAUGUGUUAGAUUUCCUAGUGUUGCGCCAAACCUUUGAUAUGGCGUUGGCGCGAAGUUGGUCUCAGCAUGAUAAAUUUCGUUGUAUGAUCGAUGAUGGCUGGUGGAUGGGGAAAAUUGUCGGAAUGCAACCAUUAGACGAAGAGUUUCCGGAAUCGUAUUUUAUGUCCAUUCGCGUCAGAUGGGAUAAUGGAGAAUUUGAACGAAUGAGUCCUUGGGAUCUCGAGCCUAUUGACGAAGAUAGAGUUCCCACGGAAAUUGGCGGUGCAGUUUCCGUUUUACCGGAGGAGAGACAAGCGAUACUGUACCAACCACAUGCGGAGGAGUGGCCCAUGGGUGACAGAGAAGCGACUUGUCGCCGAAUCAUACGAGGCCUGGAUCAAGUAAUGAGUCUCGCGAUCGCAGAACCGUUUGUGGUGCCGGUGGAUCUUAGUCUUUAUCCAACUUACGCCUAUAUCGUGGAAUAUCCAAUUGAUUUGUCGACUAUAAAAGCCCGUUUCGAGAAUCAUUUCUACAGAAGAAUCACAUCGGCGCAAUUUGAUGUUAGAUACUUAGCAACGAACGCUGAACAAUUCAACGAACCGCACAGUCAUAUAGUGAAAAAAGCGAGAAUAGUCACUGACUUAUGUCUACGUAUAAUAAAGGAAACUACCGAUGUGGAUGUUCCGGCAGUAUAUCACCAAUUGAAUGAUACGUAUCACUCUUCUGAAUCGGAGGUAGACGUAGAAAACAACAGACCCUCGACGAGUAAACCGAGAUCUGCUUCGAGUAGAAAUUUGCGCUCGCAAGAGAUAUCACAAGACUGGAAACUGGCGUGUCGCCAAUUGCUGGAGAGUUUAUGGCAGUGCGAAGACUCGAUACCUUUCAGAGAACCGGUGGACAGAUUAGAACAUCCGGAGUAUUAUCAAAUAAUAGACACACCGAUGGAUUUGCGUACCGUCAAAGAGGAUUUACUAGGUGGCAAUUAUGAGACGCCUGUGGAAUUUGCGAAGGACAUGAAAUUGAUAUUUACAAAUAGUAGGAAUUUUAAUACCAACAAACGCUCGAGGAUAUAUUCAAUGACAAUAAGACUGUCGGCUAUGUUCGAAGAUCACAUGCAUAGGAUACUUUUAAAUUGGAAAUCGGCGAGCAGACGUAAAUGUAACAAUAAUAAAAACAAUGAGAAGAACAAUGAGAAGAAAACAAGAGCGAAAAGAAAGAGGAGACAGAGGAAGAAACCUAAUUUAAGUAAUGGCACAGGACCUUCCAAAUCAAAAUCUGCUCCUAGCGAUGACGACGAAGACAAUGUAGACAGUGAGAACGACGACGACGAGGAGUCUGGUAAAGAGCAGAAAAAGAAAAAUUUUGACAUAUUUGCACCUGGACCAUCUCGGAUGACGAACGGUCACACGAAGCGGUCUAAUUCCGGGCCGUCCCGGCCAACGCUGAAACUGCGAAUCUGCCGGUCGACCGUAACGAAGAAGCCGAAAGAUAGUGAUAGUGACGCUAGUGAGUCUGAAGCAACGUCGGACAGUGAUAGCAGUGACAGUGCUCCUGUCCGAAGAACUAGAGCAAGGACAGCGAUACCUAGUGUUAGUGCCGAUUCCGAUUCUGGGGACGAUUACACGCCCGGCGGUCGCAGCAAGCAGGUUCGCAAGAAUCGCGGCAAAAAUAUUAAAAACGGUAAGCAAUCCAAAUCUAAAGUGAAAUCGAACGUUAUCGCGGACGACGACGACGACGACGACGACGACGAUGAUGAGUACGUUGCGGAGAGCAAGGCGAACGAGGAUAACGAAGAGGACGAGGAGGAAUUCCUAGCGCCAGACUCUACGGAGGAAAGCGAAGAAGAGAAGAUCAUCAAAAGAGAUACUAGAUCACGAAAGUUAGUAACUGAGAGCGUGCAAAACCAAAAAUACACUGCUAACAAUGGAAAGAAUGAUGACAGCGAUAGCGAGAGCGAAAACGACGAUGAAGAAGAAGAGCAGGAGCAGGAAGAGGAAGAAGAGGAGGAGGAAGAAGAGCAGCAGCAUAUUCAACAUAAGGCUAAUCAUCAAGACUCGGAGGACAGUGAUUAUUCCUACAGAGGAUUCAGAUCGUCGCGCUCGAGUCCUCGGAAGCAGCGCAGUUUUGUGGACUCGGAGAACACGACGCAGCACAGCAGCAGGCGAUCCUCGGCUCGGAAGCGUCCCUGUUACAACGAGGAUAGCGACGACAGUACUACGAUGCCGGUGAGAAACCGGCGCAAGAUCAAGCGUCACUCGUACGCCGAGGAUAGCGACGAGAGCAUACCGGAGCCCGGCAUCAGCAUAAGUAGCCGAGGUCGCAUACGUAAAAUGACACCGCGCGCCCGCGCUUAUCUUCUAGAUUCGCCCUCUACCUAAAACGGCAUCUCUCUAGGUAAAAGUUACUCGGAUCAUUAUCGAAGGGACUGUCCAAAGAUGAAUGGAGAUGGAGUUUUCAAUCGAUCGGUCUUCUUGAUCUCGACGCUUGCUUCGUCGUUACGCUAUUUUCCAUCUUGCGAUACAGAAUGAAUCUCCGAUAUGGUCUUCGGAGAUAAUACAGUGGAAACUAAAAUAAGGUUUUAUUUCCGGUCUUUUUCUUCUACGCUGGAAUAAAACGUUUACUUGUAUAAAAUAUCGAGAUUGUAAAGCGAAUCGGAUUGCGCAGGCGCUUCUGCUAAGUACUUCUAUUUUUAUGAAGCGGCUUGGUCUAUAAUAUAUAUAAAAAAAACGCUAUUUCUUUUUUACAUUUACCUAUACUGACGAUCUGAAUAAUACAUUGGCUCAAUGGUACAAAAAACACAGUGUGUGAACGGACACGCGACAUUUUCCAUUUUUUUACAAAUCACUCUGUACUAUUUUAUUUGCGCGUUCAACCGAAUUUAAUAACGAUAAGAAAAUCUGUAUAAAGUUUUGCGUAUUCUAAAGAAAAUUAUAUCGAAAAUUCUAUAUAAUCGUGUUGUUGUACAGGUACGAUGAUUAUCUUGUUAACUACCUUGAAAGUGUAGAAACAGGAUCGCGUCUUCGCGAAAAGAUGUUGGUCCUAACGCUUAUAUGAUUGCUUCCAUUGAUUUCAAAAGUUCAGCUGACAAAUGAAAUUUUCAUGCUAUGAUUAUAUAAAAGAAAGGAAAUCGUGUUGUUUUAUAAAACAGUUUUCAGUCUCAUUAAAGCAACAAAGGUUGAACAAUGCACUUAUGAAAUUUAUCGAGUUAUCGAUUUAAUAGGUCUUCGCAUUAUCAUUGUAAUGGUUGUUCAUUGAAAGUUUAUGAACUCAUGUUGAGAGACUCUUGUUUCCUCACUGCAGUCAUAUUGAAUUUGAAAACCUUUUCAAUUCGUGGAUAAAUCGAUAAAUAGCUACAAAUCUUUACAAUUAAAAUUAGCUAUAAAUAGCUAUAUAACUAUCUAUCACGAAGUCCACUUUACUGGAAAGAUAGGACAUGCAGAUUUGAGAAAAGAAAAAAAGAAAUUUUAUUUAUUUAUUUUUUUUUUUUUUUUAUUCAGCAUAAGCAGUUCAUAAGAUUUUGCUUGAGUUCGCAAUUCAGUAGAACUGCAAUGAGACAAUCAAGAGCCUUUGUACAAUUUUUUAAACAUGUUUCACUGUAAGAACAUGAAUCAGUAUUCGUUUUUAUCUAUGAAAACUCUCUCUUUUCAAGAGAAAAACGUAAUGUAAUUCAAUGUGAGUUUUGCAUUGCUCCGAGAGAAAGAUCUAUGCAGUUCGUUACACACAAUGGUUACCUCCUUAGACAGCGGACUUGUAAUUAGUAUUUUUAAGUUAUAUUAAAUGUGACAUGUGCGAUAGCGACAACGGUUUGUUGUUAGCAUACGGAGAGAACUGGAUCUAUUUUUUUUUUUUAAUGUGAUGAACAAUAUUUGGGAGUACAACAAAAGGCAUCUUUAUAAUUUUCUUCUCUUCUUUUUUUCCCUUUUUCUUCCUCCUUUUCUCUCUCUCUCUUUCUCUCUCGACAAAUCCUGCCUUUUCGCUUCUCACGAGUUUACUUAAGUUUACCGCACUACCGCACAUCACAUGUAGAAAAGUGAGUCCGCGUGCGUGUAAAUAUACAUACAUUGUAUCCAGUCGAGUAUAAUUCUUAUUUCUUCUUCUUAAUAUUGACGUUGCAUAAGAUAAAUUGUGUAUAUGGUCUGUAGUUCGCGUGUGAAAUAACGAUUUUUUACAUAGAAUUUAUACAUCUGUUACGGUUUUAAGGAAGUCACGCAAUUUUAGAAUUUUUCACGAAGGCAGAUAUAGAGACGUUUUCCAGGUUUAUAUAACGCGAAUUUCAACAGAUUAUGCAUUACGUAGUAGUAUGAAUGAAUUAUGUCAGAAGACAGUUGUGCCGCCAGCAGCUAAACAUCGUUCAUCAGGACACAUGCACAAACAUCAGAAGUCUUGACUGUCUCGAGCCAUUGUGAUAUUAGUUUAAGAAUAUCAAAUAUAUGAUAAUGUAAAUUAUCUAAUUAGGAUUGUAAUGGAUAUUUUUUUAAUGACUUACAUAAGACAGUCAUAUCACAUGUAGAUUCGAUAAUGCAUACAGCCUUGGAUUAAUAUUAAUUUAAUGAUGUUAACUUUGGUCUCACUCUAUUAAUAAUACAAUAACGAAUAUACUUCACGUGGUGAACAUCCAGGAAUAAUAUAAUUUCAUGUAUAUAUGCUCCGUGUCAAAGACGUAUGCGGGAGUUAUAAAACGCGGAGUUUAAUACGAAACAGUUAUGUUUUAUGUACAGUUUGACACUUAUUCUGUUGUGAAAUCAACGUGCUCUGUUAUAUACAAUAUGGUUCUCCGAAACCCACCGCCACCAAUAAAAAGAUUAAAUUAUUUUA
Temnothorax curvispinosus is the source of this 7933-nucleotide messenger RNA. RefSeq names its product PH-interacting protein (gene BRWD3). Lineage: Eukaryota; Metazoa; Arthropoda; Insecta; Hymenoptera; Formicidae. Gene Ontology annotation, biological process: cytoskeleton organization; regulation of transcription by RNA polymerase II; regulation of cell shape. Gene Ontology annotation, cellular component: nucleus. The record is from RefSeq and is a predicted model, not a curated record. The transcript is spliced from 22 exons. The coding region runs from base 100 to 5496 and encodes 1798 amino acids. Gene Ontology annotation, molecular function: protein binding.